AUGUUUCCUGACGGAAAGGACAUGUUGGCAUCAAUUCCUAUGCCAGGCAGUGCCCCGCCACCUCCACCAUCGACCGAAGGGAACACUGCUUGGGAAAAAGCGCAGCAAGCUUUGAAAAAGAUUGGAACGCAAACUCCGACAAAAAGUACAAAUAAUCAGCCUCCUCCACCUCCUACUUCUACUUCGCAGGCUAUGAAUGCACAUGCUCUGAUGAUGCAGUACUACCCGUGGAUGGCUCAGCAAUAUGGUAUGCAGUAUCCUCCAGCACCAAACUAUGCCACGGGGUAUCAGCAGCAAUCGCAACAAAACUACACGACAUCCUCGGCCAACCUUCCAUGGAAUCAGCCACAACAGUGGACCAACACGAAGCAGUGGAAUAAUCGACAACCGCCUCAACAACAGAAGCAGCCGCAGUCUCGUGCUCCAAAGAAGUUUACACCGUUCUCCUUAGCUGCUCGUGCACCUCCCACAACAGCACCGAAAGCGGCGGCACAAGCGCCUUCCGUCGUGAGUGCGCAGUCACCAGGCGGACUCGGUGUAAUGCCAGAUAAUGUGAGGCGCUAUGUGGAACGAGCGUAUCUGGCGGCGCAAUGUGCCGAGGACCGUCAAAAGGUGCAGGAGUAUUUGGAGAAGCGACUGCGACCGUUGUUGCAGGCUGGAACGACACGCGCCAUCGACUGGGAUCGUGAGCCGUUACCCCACGAACGCGGUUACGAACUUCCAGCCUCGUGGACACCGGUGGCUGCUUUACGUGCAUCGAUGCAGCCUAAUAUCGGCAACAAGGCCACAGCGCAGCAUUCUAAACGUGAACGAAAGCGGACGGCAUCGCCGGACGCCAAAGCCGACACUAAACGCGAUCGGCGUAGCAGUAGCAGUUCAAGCGAUGUGGAGGUUAUCAAAGUCAAGUCGACUGUUUCGAAGAAGAAGUCUCAGAAGGAACGUAAGCGUGAAGCUCAUCUGUCUAAAAAGGAAAAGCGUAAGCAGCAAAAUGCUGAAAAACAGAAGAAGGAGACUACUCGUUGGCAUGUAGAAGAGGACUCCAACAGGAUCGAAGAGAGAGCGCGAAGAUUUGCAGACGAUGCGCGCAAUGCUAGUGCUUCGGCUAUAGCAGCUUCUCGUCCAGUGCGAAUGAAACUCGUCAAGGGUACCUGCCAAAAUAUAGAGAAAAGCUUUUUCAGGCUAACCGCGGCGCCAGAUCCAAGUCAAGUGCGACCACCUGAGAUUCUGGAGAAAUCGUUGGAAAAUGUAAAGGAAAAGUACCGGUCAAAAGCUCCCUAUCGGUACUUGUCAGAUCAACUUCGAUCGAUCAGGCAAGAUCUCACUGUGCAACGGGUAAGGAACAAGUUUACGGUCCAGGUUUACGAAAUCAAUGCUCGGGUUGCUCUUGAAAAUAAGGAUCGAGAAGAAUUCAACAAGUGUCAAAGCCAAUUGAAGCUCUUGUACAAUGAAGUAGCGGGCUGUCCAAAUGAAGCGGAGUUCAUAGCAUAUCGUCUGCUGUACUAUAUUGCAAUGGCGAACACCCUCGACAUUUCAUCUCUUCUGAAAGGCUUGACAGACUCGCUGAGGACCGAUGAGUGUGUUUUAUUUGCGAUGCGAGUCCGACGGGCUGUGUCGCUGGGAAAUUAUCCAACUCUUUUCAGAUUAUAUAACUCUGCUCCGAAAAUGUGCCCAUACCUGAUGGAUUUGUUCGUUGAACGAGAGCGGAAAGCGGCGCUUGUGCAAGUAUUCAAAGCGUUCCGUCCAACAAUUUCUGUCAGCAAGGUGAGUGAGUGGUUGGGCAUGUCCGAAUCAUCGCUGGUGGAAUGGCUGAAUCUUUUGGAAAUUGAAUGCCAAGUGGGCGGUGCGAUUGACUGUCGCGUGUACGCGACGAAGACGUUUUAG
This is a messenger RNA of Ostertagia ostertagi, 1881 nucleotides long. The record is from the annotation of a GenBank genome assembly. Lineage: Eukaryota; Metazoa; Nematoda; Chromadorea; Rhabditida; Trichostrongylidae.